GCACUUUCCUGCGGCUGCCGGAACUAGUGAUGUGGCCCCGGUUUUCCCCGCCCCGAGAGGCGAUGUCGGAAGAGACUCGAGAAGUGAGAUUGGCCAGAGCCAGAAAAAUGUUAAAGGAUUAUCAGGUCCGAACUGGUAGAAUUCCUACGGAGGAACCGUCAAGGAAGAAGACACGGAAAAUCAAAAAUAGAGCUAGCCCUAAAUCAACAUCUUCUGGGAACAGUAGCUCAUCUGAGGAGAUUGAGGACAUUCUGAAGGUGCUGGUAUCCGACCUUAACCGCUCCAAUGGGGUAGUGCUAUCCCCAUUGGACAAGUGGAAGGUACCCCCAGAUCACACCACUCCUUCAGCGCAACCUGCGAACGCUACCACAUCUCCUGGUAGUGACAACAGUCCAUCCAGACAGAACCCUAGUGGAGAUGUCACCGCUCCUUCCGUGCAACCUGCUCGUGAUGCCAUCUCCCCUGGCAGUGGCACCGGUAGUCUUUCCAGCUCUGAUUCUAGUCAUACUUUAGUCCUGGCUCCUGACCAGGACGCGACACCCCAGAAUCAGAACCUAAACAAUGGUACCAAAUCCACGGAUGAAAAGCUACCUUUGUCAUCCACUGAGAGCCUGCGUCAGAUUUCAGAACACCUCAAUGGGCUUAUAUCCGAGUCAUCCUUUGUCAGCGGACAAGGCUUCACAAUAUCCAGCAUCAAAGAGCUGGAGAACCGGUACCAAGAACUUUGUAAUGCCUUGGAGUCCAGUAACUUUACAAACAAACAGCUCAGUAACAAGAUAGAGGAACUGAAACAACAAAACCAGGACAUCAUGGACCAACAGGAAAAGGAUAAAAAAGACUAUGAAGAGAGUAUGAUGAAGGAACACGUAGCUCUCAGGCAACAACUGGAGGUUCAUAUACAAACCAUAGGGAUUUUGAUUCAAGAGAAGGGUGACCUUUAUUCAGCCUUGUACCACACCCAGAAUGCAGUAAAAAGGAAAGAAGGAGAGCUGGAGGAUGCUUGCUACCACCUGAGGGCGUGCCGACAGCGCUUGGGAGACCUGGAACACACACUCUCCACUGUCACCAAGCAGCACCAGCAAGCUGACAAGAGUAACAAGGAGUUGACCCAGGAACGAGAUAACCUCAGGCUGCAGUCACUCAAACUGAGCGCUAAAAACGAGGACCUAACCCAGCACAACGCAGAACUGAUAGAGCGAGUGAGCGACCUGGUGAAAGAGAAGACAAGCCUGCAGCUUGAGGUGGAGGACAUGAAGAAGAAGAUUGAGAUGUCGGAGCUAUUGAUCCAGCAGUACACCAGCGUUGAUGUCAACAAGGUGAUCCAACAGCUCCAGUCAGAUAAAGAACAGCUGGAGAAAGAACAGGAACAGCUCAAGGGGACUGUUAAGCUACUGCAGAAAGAUAGAGAUCAUUACCUCGAGACUUUGAAAAAUGAGAGUGCUGUUUGGCGACAGACUAUGCAGCAACUGUCAGAGCAGGUGCAGACAUUGAAAGAAGAGAAGAACCAAAGUGUGAUUCAAGUGCAGGAGCUGGAGGCCAGCUUGGCUGAACUCAAGAAGCAGCUAGCUGCCCCCCCUGCAGGGCCUCCCUCGGGCCCCGCAGAGGAAACACUUCAGCUUCAAAUAGAGACUGAAAGACUUCAUGCGAAGGUAGCGGAGCAGACGGCGCAACUGGAGUUGCAGCUGAAGGAGAAGGAAGACCUGGUCCUUGCCUGUCAGGAGCAGGAGAAGCAGAUGAGGGAGCUUGAGCGGAUAGCGGAGUUGUGGCGUGAGCAGGAGGCAGAUCGGAGCAAGAUUCUGGAGACCAUGGAGAGCAACCACACCACCAUCAGCAUCGCCCUCACCCAGAACAAUGAGCUCAAGGCUCAGCUGGCCGAAUUGCAGAACGGUUUCAUAACAUUGACUAACGAGAAAAUGGAGUUGACUACCUCUCUCCAGUCGGAGCAACAUGUCAAGAGGGAACUGGCCAAGAAGUUGGGCCAACUUCAGGAGAAGCUGGAUGACCUGAAGCAGACGGUGGAAGCCAAGAGUCAAGAGGCCCAGGGUCUGCAGGAGCAGCGAGACCAGUAUCUGAACCAUCUGCAGCAGUACGUGGCCGCCUACCAACAGUACGUGGUGUUAUAUGAACAAAUGGCCCAGGAGAAGGAGCAGCUGAGCAAGCAGUUACUGCUGCAGGCCCAGCACGAGGGCGCCCCGAAGACGAUGGAGGCUGAUGUGAUCACCCAAGAGGUGCAGGAGACACGGGAGCACCUGGAAGCUUCCAGCCAACAGACCCUGCAGCUGCAGGUCCAGCCCAGCCCCAAGGCGCAGCUUGAGAAAGGAGCCACACUGGCCUAUCAGACGAGGGAGGAGAGCGCUCUGGAACCAGCACAGAGCAUCCCUGAAGACAUGGAUAGUAAAGAGGCCCAGGUGGCCUUCCUCAAAGCGGCUCUAACCAGUGCAGAAGAAGAGCAGGCCCGGCUGAGGGAGGAGCUCAAAAAACAAGAGUUGCACUGCCUGCAAUUGGCUCAUUUGGAAGCUCCGCUCCCCAGGACUGGGGAGAACGGCUCAUCUGGGGAGACCCACCAGAACCUCCAGGAAGCCAUGGAGAAGCUACAGGGACGCUUCUCCGUGGUCAUGAGAGAGAAGGUAGACUUGCAAGAGCGCCUGGAGCAGCUGGAGCACCGCUGUGUGCAGUUAUCCGGAGAGACUGACACGAUUGGUGAGUACAUUGCCCUGUACCAGAGCCAGCGGGCGGUGCUGAAGGAGCGGCACCGCAUGAAGGAGGAGUACAUCAGCCGACUGGCCCAAGACAAGGAAGAGAUGAAGUUAAAAAUGUUAGAGUUUCAAGAGCUGGUCUUCCGACUGGUCAAUGAGAGAAAUGAAUGGUACCAGAAGUACCAAGCCUCUUCGCAGAAGACAGCUGAUGCUGAUGGACCCACAGCUAUGUCCCCACCAUCCCUAGAUCUCGGAGAGGUCUACGGCCCAGGCUACCAAGAAGUCAGCCUGGCGGAGGCUGUGGAGCCCGUGCAGGGAGAGGCUCUCUCAGGCCUUGAAGCCUCAGAAAAUUCCACUGCACAGCAGAUUUUGAAGCUGCUUAAGGAGAUCCAGUAUCCACAGGAUCACCCAAGUUUGGGUGACAGUCCCUGUAUUCCCUUUUUUUAUCGUCCUGAUGAAAGGGACGAGGUGAGGGUCUUAAUGAUCUAAGCCUUGCAAUGGGGUCAGGGAAAUGUCCCCUUCCACGGCACCCCUCGCCUGGCACCCUACCCCAUCAUUCCUCCUCUGCUGGGUUGUAUACAUGACAGAGGGAGGGAGACAGGUGUGCCAGCGUGAGGCCGUAGCCAGGCUCGCUUAUCUCUGUAGUGAGUUCAAGAAAGUUAAGGAAUAAAAAGACAAAAAAAAAAAAUAACAAAAGCAAAAAACCCUAAAAAGUAACAGAAAACGAAAGUUAAGGAAGUGAGGCAGGCCUCCCUCGAGGGGUCUGAGUCAAUUGACUCCGUGGCAAUGAUUUUGUUUUUGUUUUUUGUUUUGUUUUUUUUUGGGGGGGGGGCCUUUCUUGGUAGGGUUGCAAAUAUUUAAUAUAUUAAGGCCUGGGCGUAGGCAUUUCUAUUAAAAACGGGCUAAGGUUUUUCUUGACGGGUGGAGGGAUAUGUUUAUUUAAGUGGAGAGGACUGGGAGCUAUUUAAGGGGAGGGCAAAAAAUUUUUUUUAAAUAAAUAAAAAUUUAAAUAAACACAUAAAGUGGAGGGCUUGAGGACAUCCGUAGGAGGGGCUGCAGGAAUUGCUGAAGGGUAGGGGCUUUAGUGAUACACUUCAAGUGAUAGACACAUAUUUAUAAUGGUAUCCUGUAGAAAAAGGGCUAUCUGUUCCAUUACGCCAUACGGGGUAUAAAUAAACGUUUAUUUAAGUUGA
Messenger RNA from Echinops telfairi (small Madagascar hedgehog), 3889 nucleotides. It is a transcript of the gene GOLGA2, whose product is annotated as golgin A2. Gene Ontology annotation, molecular function: protein binding. Gene Ontology annotation, cellular component: Golgi cisterna membrane; Golgi apparatus; Golgi cis cisterna. The transcript has 27 exons. Lineage: Eukaryota; Metazoa; Chordata; Mammalia; Afrosoricida; Tenrecidae. The record is from RefSeq and is a predicted model, not a curated record. The coding region runs from base 30 to 3185 and encodes 1051 amino acids. Gene Ontology annotation, biological process: Golgi organization; spindle assembly.